Molecule: messenger RNA, 753 nt
Organism: Fusarium fujikuroi IMI 58289
Lineage: Eukaryota; Fungi; Ascomycota; Sordariomycetes; Hypocreales; Nectriaceae
Product: probable RPE1-D-ribulose-5-phosphate 3-epimerase
Exons: 4
Coding region: 1-753 (250 amino acids)
Biological process (GO): carbohydrate metabolic process; pentose-phosphate shunt, non-oxidative branch; pentose-phosphate shunt
Cellular component (GO): cytosol
Molecular function (GO): metal ion binding; D-ribulose-phosphate 3-epimerase activity
Source: RefSeq, a predicted model, not a curated record
AUGGCUCCCAAGACCAUCAUUGCUCCCUCCAUUCUGUCAGCUGACUUUGCUCAGCUUGGCCAUGACUGUGCCCGUACUAUGGAGCAAGGCGCAGACUGGCUUCAUGUUGAUAUCAUGGAUGGCCACUUUGUUCCAAACAUUACAUUCGGCCCGCCUGUCGUCGCAUCUAUUCGAGGACACGUCGAUCAGCCCACAGAGGCCCAUGGCCGUGGCACCUUUGAUUGUCAUAUGAUGAUCGCAGAGCCCAAGAAAUGGGUCAAGGAGUUCAAGAAAGCUGGCUGCAACCUCUACUGCUUCCACUAUGAGGCCGCCUUCUCCAGUGCCGCUGAGAGCCCAGAGCAACAGACCGACGAGAAGACCAACCCCAAGGCUCUCAUCCGAUAUAUUCACGAUCAGGGAUUGCUAGCUGGAAUUGCUAUUAAGCCUGACACUUCUGUCGAUGUGUUGUGGGAGAUUCUGGAGAACAGCGAUGAGAAGGAGAGGCCUGAUAUGGUCCUCGUCAUGACCGUAUACCCUGGAUUUGGCGGCCAAAAGUUCAUGGCAUCAGAAUUACCCAAGGUCCAGGCCCUACGAGAAAAGUAUCCCGAGCUCAAUAUCGAAGUCGACGGUGGCCUUGGGCCCAAGACCAUCGACGAGGCUGCCGACGCUGGUGCCAACGUCAUUGUUGCAGGCAGUGCUGUCUUUGGGGCCAAGGACCCCUCUGAGGUUAUCGCCCAGCUGCGACAGGCCGUUGAUACCCGAAGUACAAAGUAA